Messenger RNA from Ricinus communis (castor bean), 1392 nucleotides. RefSeq names its product exopolygalacturonase-like. The record is from RefSeq and is a predicted model, not a curated record. Lineage: Eukaryota; Viridiplantae; Streptophyta; Magnoliopsida; Malpighiales; Euphorbiaceae. Bases 59 to 1240 code for a protein of 393 amino acids. Gene Ontology annotation, molecular function: polygalacturonase activity. Gene Ontology annotation, biological process: carbohydrate metabolic process. The transcript has 4 exons.
CAUUAAAAAGUACAAAUCCAUUCAUAAGUAAAAUAGUUUGAUCAAAACAAACAAAAACAUGAAUUCGAAAAUAAUUUUCUCGAUAAUAUUUAUGUUUUUAUUGUCGAUGUGUAUUCCUAAAGCAAAAUCAGUUGACGUUGAUAUAACAACACUUGGUGCCAAAGCAGAUGAGAAGACAGAUAUUAUUACAGCUUUAAUGGAUGCUUGGAAACAAGCAUGUGCAGCAAAAGGUGCAAGUAAAGUUAUAAUUCCGAAAGGGACAUAUUUGCUAGGUGGUCCAGUAAUAAUGGCAGGCCCUUGCCAAGGAACAGUAGAACUUGUAGUUGAAGGAAUAAUAAAAGCCCCGACAACUUUAAAAGGAGACACAUGGGUUAGUUUCGAACAUGUUGAUCAGUUUACAAUGUCUGGUGGCGGAACUUUUGAUGGUCAAGGGCAAGCUGCAUGGGGGCAAAACGAUUGUGCAAAAGAUGCAAAAUGCGAUGCAAUGGCUUAUAAUUUGAGAUUCAAUUAUCUCAACAAAGCCUUAAUUCAUGAUAUAACUUCUCUCAACAGUAAGAAUUUUCAUGUCAACAUCUUGGGAUGCAAUGACAUUACCUUUAAAAGUUUCACAGUUACUGCACCUGCAACUAGCCUAAAUACAGAUGGAAUUCACAUUGGACGAUCAAAAGGUGUUAACAUUAUUGAUACAAAAAUCGGUACCGGUGAUGAUUGCAUCUCAAUCGGUGAUGGUAGCCAACAAGUACAUAUCACAAAUGUAAAAUGUGGACCAGGCCAUGGCAUUAGCAUUGGAAGUUUAGGGAGGUAUCCUAAUGAAGAGCCUGUGUCUGGAAUUUUUGUUGAACAUUGCAUCCUCUCAAAUACUGAUAAUGGUUUGAGGAUUAAAUCUUGGCCUGGAAUGCAAAGCGGUACUGCAACUGAUUUACAUUUUGAAGAUAUUACAAUGGACAAUGUGAAGAAUCCCAUCCUUAUAGAUCAGAUGUAUUGUCCAUAUAAUCAGUGCAACCAUAAAGCAGCAUCGAAGGUAAAGGUUAGUAAUGUUAGCUUCAAGCGUAUAACAGGAACUUCUGCAACUCCUCUGGCUGUUCAACUUGUUUGUAGUAGUGGCCUCCCAUGUGAGAGUGUAGAGCUUGAAGAUGUUGAUCUUAAAUAUACGGGUGGUGAUGGCCCUGCAACAUCUGAAUGCAGUAAUGUGAAGCCAAAAAUUGCAGGAACAUUUAACGUAGCUGGAUGCGAAGCUUAAAAUCAAGUCUGCGGAAUUUGAAAUGUAAUAAUGUGAAUAUCAUUUUCUUAUAGUUAAUAUAUUCAACUGAGAACAAUAUUUUGUUUGAGGAUGAGUGGUGAAUACAAUUAAAUUUAUUAUUGAUGAAUAAUAUAUUCUUUUUAAAUGCUCAA